UCCAAUGGCUCCAUAGACUCCAAUGAUGAAGCCAGUCAAGUUGUUGAACUUCAGGAACUACUGGAAAAGCAAAACUAUGAAAUGGCACAAAUGAAGGAGCGUUUGGCUGCGCUGUCUUCGCGGGUGGGAGAGGUAGAGCAGGAAGCUGAGACCGCCAGAAAGGAGCUCAUUAAAACUGAAGAAAUGAACAGUAAAUAUCAGAGAGACAUUAGAGAGGCAAUGGCACAAAAGGAAGAUAUGGAAGAGAGAAUAACUACGCUGGAGAAGCGCUACCUCAGUGCACAGAGAGAAUCCACCUCCAUACAUGACAUGAACGAUAAGCUGGAAAAUGAACUGGCAAACAAGGAAGCUAUCCUACGUCAGUUGGAAGACAAAAACAGACAGCUGCAAGAGCGUCUAGAACUGGCUGAGCAGAAGCUGCAGCAGACGAUGAGGAAGGCUGAAACCUUACCUGAAGUGGAGGCUGAGCUGGCUCAGAGAAUUGCAGCUCUGACUAAGGCAGAAGAAAGACAUGGAAACAUUGAGGAACGUAUGAGACACUUAGAAGCUCAACUUGAAGAGAAGAAUCAGGAACUUCAAAGAGCAAGGCAAAGAGAAAAAAUGAAUGAGGAGCACAACAAAAGAUUAUCGGAUACCGUAGACAGACUUUUGACAGAAUCCAAUGAGCGUCUGCAGCUACACUUAAAAGAGAGAAUGGCAGCACUUGAAGAAAAGAAUGUUUUGAUUCAAGAAUCUGAAAGUUUCAGGAAAAACCUGGAAGAGUCUUUACAUGACAAGGAAAGACUUGCCGAAGAAAUUGAGAAACUGAGAUCUGAACUGGAUCAAAUGAAAUUGAGGGCUGGUUCUUUAAUCGAACCCACAUUGUCAAGGCCUCACCUUGACACAUCAGCAGAGCUGAGGUAUUCUGUGGGCUCACUGGUUGAUAGCCAGUCUGACUAUAGGUCAACUAAAGUGAUAAGGCGACCUAGAAGAGGCCGGAUGGGUGUACGCAGAGAUGAACCAAAGGUAAAAUCACUUGGAGAUCACGAGUGGAAUAGGACUCAGCAGAUCGGCGUUUUGAGCAGCCAUCCAUUUGAAAGCGACACUGAAAUGUCCGACAUCGAUGAUGAUGAUAGAGAAACGCUUUUCAGCUCCAUGGACCUCCUGUCACCAAGCGGCCAUUCUGAUGCCCAGACUCUGGCCAUGAUGCUUCAGGAGCAGCUAGAUGCAAUCAAUAAAGAAAUCAGGUUAAUCCAAGAAGAGAAGGAGUCGACAGAACUGCGUGCCGAAGAGAUAGAGAACAGAGUGGCCAGCGUGAGUCUGGAAGGCUUAAAUCUGGCCAGAGUCCACCAAGGUACAUCCAUCACUGGCUCAGUGACCGCAUCGUCACUUGCAAGCUCAUCUCCUCCCAGCGGGCACUCAACUCCUAAACUCACCCCUCGCAGUCCAGCCAGGGAGAUGGACAGAAUGGGGGUUAUGACACUGCCAAGCGACCUAAGGAAACAUCGGAGAAAGAUUGCAGUAGUCGAAGAAGAUGGGCGUGAAGAUAAAGCCACAAUCAAAUGUGAAACUUCUCCUCCCCCAACACCCAGAGCUAUCAGAAUGACUCAUACCCUUCCUUCAUCAUACCACAAUGAUGCCAGAAGUAGUUUGCCUGCUUCACUGGAGCCAGAAAGCAUUGGUCUUGGCAGUGUCAACAGCAGCCAGGACUCCCUGCACAAAGCUCCCAAGAAGAAAGGAAUCAAGUCUUCAAUAGGACGUUUGUUUGGUAAAAAAGAGAAGGCUCGACUUGGACAGCUCAGAGGUUACAUGGAAACAGAGGCAGCAGCUCAGGAAUCUCUGGGAUUAGGCAAACUUGGAACCCAAGCAGAAAAGGACCGAAGACUAAAGAAAAAACAUGAACUUCUGGAAGAAGCUCGGAGAAAGGGUUUGCCUUUUGCACAGUGGGAUGGGCCUACAGUGGUUGCCUGGCUGGAGCUCUGGCUAGGCAUGCCAGCCUGGUAUGUUGCUGCCUGCCGUGCCAACGUGAAGAGCGGAGCUAUUAUGUCUGCUCUGUCUGAUACUGAGAUUCAAAGAGAAAUUGGAAUCAGCAAUCCUCUUCAUCGCUUAAAGCUCCGAUUAGCAAUCCAGGAGAUGGUAUCACUGACAAGUCCAUCAGCACCUCCAACAUCCAGAACACCCUCAGGCAAUGUUUGGGUGACCCAUGAAGAAAUGGAAAAUCUUGCCGCUCCAGCUAAAACGGAGUCCGAAGAAGGCAGCUGGGCUCAGACCCUGGCUUAUGGUGAUAUGAACCACGAAUGGAUAGGUAACGAAUGGCUCCCCAGUCUGGGUUUACCUCAGUACCGAAGUUAUUUUAUGGAAUGCCUGGUAGAUGCGAGGAUGUUAGAUCAUCUGACAAAGAAAGAUCUGCGUGUGCACUUAAAAAUGGUGGAUAGCUUUCAUCGAACAAGCUUGCAAUAUGGAAUCAUGUGUUUAAAGAGGUUGAAUUAUGAUAGAAAAGAACUGGAAAAGCGAAGAGAAAUGAGUCAGCAUGAAAUAAAAGAUGUGCUGGUAUGGAGCAAUGAUCGAGUCAUACGCUGGAUACAAGCUAUUGGCCUGCGAGAAUAUGCAAAUAAUAUUCUAGAAAGUGGUGUACAUGGUUCACUUAUAGCACUGGAUGAAAACUUUGAUUACAGCAGUUUAGCUUUAUUAUUACAGAUUCCAACACAAAACACCCAGGCACGGCAGAUCCUUGAGAGAGAAUACAACAACCUUUUAGCACUAGGAACUGAAAGACGACUUGAGGAAAGCGACGACAAGAACUUCAGACGUGGCCCCUCCUGGCGACGACAGUUUCCUCCGCGUGAGGUUCAUGGGAUCAGCAUGAUGCCGGGCUCCUCGGAAACGCUGCCAGCUGGGUUCAGAUUAACCACAACAUCAGGGCAGUCGCGGAAGAUGGCGACUGAUGUUGCUUCAUCACGACUGCAGAGGUUAGACAGCUCAACAGUUCGCACAUACUCAUGCUGACAAGGCCUAGCAAAGAAGCCAGCACUGAAUUGUUAUGUCAUCUCUUUCUUCUACUUUACCUGAAGUGCACUACCACUACUUAGGAAAAAGAGCAUUAAAACUCUCUGCAAGAACAGGGUAAUAGGGAAGAGAAUACAUGAGGUAUAUCAGACAAACAGAUAUGAUGUUCCUUCCAUGUGUUGGUUAGUUAAAGACAAGAGUAAAAAAAAAAUACCUAAAUUACUAAU
This is a messenger RNA of Pelecanus crispus (Dalmatian pelican), 3212 nucleotides long. NCBI's taxonomy places the organism in Eukaryota, Metazoa, Chordata, Aves, Pelecaniformes, Pelecanidae. The record is from RefSeq and is a predicted model, not a curated record.